CCCAAACAUUCAAAUCGAAUUCAGAGAGAUCGAGAGAGAGAGAGAGAGAGAGCUUACCAUCAAUGGCUUCGAAGCAAGCAGACGGCAAUCUUCUCUCUCAUCAGAUCUCGGCCAUUCUCGACGAAUGCCGACUCUCGUACGCCGUCCAUCCCCGCAAGCUCAAAGAGCUCUCCGCCCUCCGAUCAUCCCCCUCUUCCAAACCCCAUUUCUUCGCCUCAUUCUCCCAAACCCUAAAACCCCUCUUCGAUUUCUCCCGCAAGACUGCCGCCGCUGAACGGAUUGUCCGGUUCGUCUCGAUCUUCGUCACCCGCCGCGACGAGAAGCAUGCUGCCGACUGCGACGCAUUCCUCGAAGACUUCUUGAAGUUCCUUCUGGUUGCGGCCGGGGCCACGAACAAGAACGCGAGGUUCAGGUCUUGCCAGAUAAUCUCCGAGAUCAUAAUGCGGUUGCCAGACGAUGCAGAAGUAAGCAAUGAACUUUGGGAUGAAGUGAUAGACUGUAUGAAGCAAAGGGUCGAGGAUAAGGUCCCAGCAGUUCGUACUUUCGCUGUUCGUGCCCUUGCACGCUUUGCCAACGACUCUGAGAAUGCUGACAUUAUUGAUCUGUUCCUGGAAGCUUUGCUUCGUGAACAAAAUGCUGAGGUUCGUAAAACAAUAGUUCUAUCUAUGCCUGCUUCAAGUACCACAUCAGCAGCUAUCAUCGAAUGCACACUCGAUGUGAGUGAGUCAGUCCGCAGAGCCGCAUACUGUGUUUUGGCUAAUAAGUUUCCCCUUCAAAGCCUAAGCAUCAAGCUUCGGACUGUUAUUCUUCAGAGGGGGCUUGCAGAUAGGUCCUUACCUGUAACAAAUGAGUGUCUCAAGUUGAUGAGAGAUGAGUGGCUGAUGAAAUGUUGUAAUGGAGAUCCUGUGGUCCUUCUUAAGUAUCUCGAUGUUGAGACAUAUGAAUCUGUUGGGGAGGCUGUGAUGGAAGCUCUUUUAAAAGCUGGGAUGGUGCACAUAGAAGAUGGUCAGAGUAUCAGGCAAUUUUUAGGAUCAGCUGAUGAAGCAAAGGAAGGACAAUGUGUCCCAGGCAUUCAGCUAAUGGAAGCAGAGGUCACUCUUUAUUGGAGAACUGUAUGUAGGCACUUGCAGGUUGAAGCGCAAGUUAAAGGCUCUGAUGCGGCAACAACAGCAGGCACUGAAGCAGCGGUGUAUGCAGCUGAAGCUUCAGAUAGAAAUGACCUUCUAGAGAGAGUUCUUCCUGCAACCAUUUCAGAUUACGUUGAAUUGGUGAAAGCUCAUCUUAUUGCUGGGCCGAAUUAUCAUUUCGCAUCUCGUCAGCUACUAUUGCUUGGCACGAUGCUCGAUUUCUCUGAUGCCACCAACAGGAAAGUUGCGGGUUCCUUUGUUCAGGAGCUUUUGAACAGGCCUCUUGAUCAUGAAGUUGAUGAUGAUGGGAAUAAUGUGGUCAUAGGUGAUGGCAUCAAUCUCGGUGGAGACAGAGAUUGGGCCCAAGCAGUGUCAGAAUUGGCGAAAAAAGUACACGCUUCUGUUGGAGAAUUCGAGGAAGUCAUCGUUGGUGCUGUCGAGCAGCUUGCUCGUCCUUGUAGAGAGAGGGCUGCCGACUUCAUGCAAUGGAUGCAUUGCCUUGCAGUGACUGGCCUCCUCUUGGAAAAUAUCAAAUCUCUUCGGUGUCUGCAAGGAACAGCCAUUGAAGCCUCUGAGCUACUGCAUGCAAUACUGCUUCCUGGGGCAAAGCACAUUCAUGUGGACGUGCAGAGAAUUGCUACAAGAUGCCUUGGCCUCUUUGGUUUGGUAGAGAGGAAGCCAAGUGAAGAGUUGGUGAAGCAGCUGCGACUUUCCUUUGCUAAUGGCCUGUCUCCAGUCAGUGUCAUGGCCAGUAAGGCACUACUUGAUCUUGUUAUGUGGCAUGGUCCUCAGGAAGUUGACAGGGCCAUGGGACUGGAUCUUUCAUCUCAAACACGUGAUGACAAGAAGUGUUUUACUUCUGUAAAACUAUCGGAUGUCAAUGGUGAUCUAACUGUUGAAAUGCUUGAUCUUCUAAAUGCUGGACUUGACCGAGAUGAUUGUGAUGAUUCCAUGGAAACGGAUGAUCAUGAGUCAGUUCAAGCUAUUCUAGGGGAGGGAUUUGCCAAAAUUCUCCUACUGAGCGAGAAUUAUCCAACCAUACCUGCUUCUUUACAUCCUAUACUCUUGGGCAGAUUAAUCAACUUAUAUUUCAGUAAUGAAACAAAGGAGUUGCUUAGGUUGAAGCAAUGUCUGUCUGUCUUCUUUGAGCACUACCCGGCACUUUCAGGAGAUCAUAAGAAGAGCAUCUCCAAGGCUUUUAUUCCUGCCAUGCGUUCCAUGUGGCCUGGCAUUUAUGGGAAUUCAGGGGGAGCUCCAGUUGUGGUAUCUGCUCAGCGAAAGCGUGCAACCCAGGCAUCCCGCUUCAUGCUUCAAAUGAUGCAAACUCCUCUAUACCCAAAAGAAUCCGAGGAAGGACAGUGCAACGAGAAGACCCCAGAAGGUCCUGAUGGUUCUGUUGAGCCUUCCCUCGACGUCGAGAGUGGAGAGGAAGGACUUGCCAUUCGCAUUGCUGAGGAGGUGGUGAGCUGUCCUAUGAAGAAGACAGCUGCUGGCAAGUCAUAUAUGUCAGCUUUGUGUAGAAUAGUUCUCUUGCUCAAUUUCCGUCACUCAGAGCAAGUAGCAAUAAAGUGUAUGAGGGGACUCUUGGGCCACAUGGUCGAAUCCAUAUCGGCGGACAAGGAACUCGUAAAAGAGCUGAAGCGGAUGGCAGUGCGUCUUAAAGCUCUAGAUGAACAUCCAGAUGAAGUGGUUUCACAAGAUCAAGCUAAUCUUAUUUUUGGAAUGCUAGGAUUGGAUGUCAACCUAGAUAUGGAUGUUUCUGCCGCAAUGCCACCGACACCGGCGCCCCGUUCAACUAGACCUGCUCCGACUAGGAGACGAGCAAGGCGGGAAGCAUCGUCCUCUGAUGAAGAAGCUUCACCUGUUCCUGUUGUUCCUAUGACUCCUCUGGCAAGUGGCCGAUCUCAAAGGGUGAGCAAGACGGUAGCGAUGAGUAGACUAACGGCCAAAAGAGCUCCAGUUCAUGAUGAUGAAGAUGAUGAAGAUGAAGAGUCAGAUGUUACAUCUGAUGGGACUUCAGAGGAAUCCGAUGAUGAGCCUGCAGAAUGAGCUGCUGUAAAUGAUCAUUGAUGAGGGAUGCAAUGGCUACUCGCAAGAGUAUGAUUUCUAAUUGUGCUCUCCCCAUGCUUGCCAUGUGGUUACCUGCAUGAUCUGGGCCAUUCAUCAGGUGGUUGUGUGCAUGAAAAAUGGAUUAUUUGAAAUGAAUUGACCAAUCUGAUGCAUGCCUGCAGUGAAUCUGAUUACCAAACAUGCCCGAUGUUUUGACUAAUGGCAUGUGCGUAGCCUUCCUGAUGACUGGCCUGGAUCUUGCAAGUGUGACACAUUGUCAUGUGUGGGGAGAGUAGGAUACAAGAUCCCACACUUGGUUGUAGCCAUAGCAGGGCCCAAUCAUUGAUACUGUUGACGUUGUCAUCAUCAUCAUUGUAUUAUCAUUAGCUGCAAAUGCAAUCGUCAUGGGUAGCUGAGGUUGGAUGAUGAUUUUUGUAUAAAAGGAAUGAUGUGUGUAUCAAAUGAAUGUAAGAUCUUAAAUGGGCCCCUGAGUGGUGUUGUGAACUGUAUCUUGGAAAUGUGUAGUUGGGCACAUUACAUCAAUGGCUCUCUUUUGAGGAUGUAAGAGCACUUUUUUUAAGCUAAUGGAGCUUUUAAUGUAGGAAUUUUAUUGA
Molecule: messenger RNA, 3790 nt
Organism: Magnolia sinica
Lineage: Eukaryota; Viridiplantae; Streptophyta; Magnoliopsida; Magnoliales; Magnoliaceae
Exons: 12
Coding region: 63-3176 (1037 amino acids)
Biological process (GO): mitotic chromosome condensation
Cellular component (GO): condensed chromosome; condensin complex
Source: RefSeq, a predicted model, not a curated record